This is a messenger RNA of Pocillopora meandrina, 6278 nucleotides long. The record is from the annotation of a GenBank genome assembly. NCBI's taxonomy places the organism in Eukaryota, Metazoa, Cnidaria, Anthozoa, Scleractinia, Pocilloporidae.
AUUUGACGAAAAAGUUGACAUUCUCUUGAGGUGCCGAUGGAUUCACAGUCUUGAAUUACGAUCAUGUCCCCUAGAUACACGUUCUAGACAUGUAAAUUCGCGUAUCACUACCAUUUGUCAAGAUGCUUGGGAGAGGAAACUCUAUUUUAAUACAAAAUCUCAGGAAAAAGACCGGUUCUGUUUUUAGACAUCGACUGCAAAGGUAACUUGAUAAAAAUUUGCCUUCUAAAAUAUUUAUGAUAAAUACAGCGAAUAAGCCAAGCCUAAAUGCGAAGAAAACGGAAUGGCAAUAAUUUUUUGAAGAUGAUAAGUUUCAAUAGAUCAUUUUCUUAAUCAUUUAAAGUACUAAUCUGAAAUAGUUGACGAAACGGAGACUUAAGAGGCGCAUGAUGGCCUAGCAGGUCAAGAGAAACCGGCGCAUAUCUCGGACGGCAAGGAACUGGACAAGGUUUUAAAGUGGAUUACAAAUUAUGUUCUUGGAUCAGUUGGGUCAAAUUUAAACAGAUGCAAAAAAAAAUGUUUCAUGGCUCCUUGAAUUCUAAUUUUCACAGAUGCAUGGCCACUCAGGCAUCGUAUGACGUGGUUGUGGUUGGAGGGGGGAUUGUUGGACUGGCGACAGCCAGGGAACUGAUCCACAGACAUCCCACACUAAAGUUUGCUGUUGUAGAGAAAGAGAAUGAACUUUGUAAGUGUCUAACUCCUUUGCACAGCUGUCUGGAGCUCCAGGCAGGAUUCCUACAAAGCUACAUACUUCAUUAUGCAUACAGCUCUUGGAUAAAGAAAACAAUUGUGACAAAAAAAAUAGAUUGCUUUUGGGACUAUGGCUUUGUUUUAGAGCAGUAUGGGGUUUUAUGGGGUUUGAAAGAAAUCUUUCCGAGCUCCAUUUUUCAUUCUCUGUACCUUAACAAGCAAUCAAAAAUAAUACACAUAGUUUUGAAGAGAGUUACUAGGUGACUACAUAUCAAAAGCAUCUCGACUAUGCAAAAUUUUCAAAAGUGAUUAUUUAUCAGCAACCUGAUUCAUAAUGGUAAUAGGAUUGAGUAAAGUCCAAUUUGGUCGGUAGUCACACAAGUGAUUUACAGAAUCAGACAGCUGUGAAGCGAGAGCCCUAUUUGUUAAUCACAAUUAGUAUAUAGUAAUUGGAAAUUGUAAGUGUCAUGCAUGAAAUAAGACGUUGUGAUAGAACACUUCACUUUUCACUGUUUUUUGAUUGGACAAUAUAAGUCCUUGCUGCAUGCUACUAUCGAGCUAUUAUUGUUUAUAUUAUGGAACACUGUUAUGUUAUGGGUUUUUUUGUCUUAAAUGAAACACGAAACUCCCUCAAUGAAUAUGAAGUAAACAAUAUGGGUAACCAGUCAGAUUUUUUUAAUUUCAAGUGCACCAUAUUGUCCAUUAAAUUUACACUUACUUGUAAAAUUUAUAAUUGACAUGCCUUUCAUUUUGCAUCUAGCUGUUCAUCAGUCAGGAAAAAACAGUGGAGUCAUUCACUGUGGUAUAUACUAUACCCCAGGCUCCCUGAAGGCUAAGUUGUGUGUGGAAGGACUGGAACUGAGCUACAAGUAUUGUGAUGAAAAGAAUAUUCCCUAUAAAAAGUGUGGAAAGGUAUGCUUUUGAUGUUUGAGUGGUGAAAUCCCCCAUUUAGUACUUAACCAAUAUGAAGCCUAAGAUGAAAGAGGUACUAAUUUUGUCUUUUUGUUUAACCUUUUAACACCAUGACAUCAGUAUGCUUGAUUCCCCAUACUGUUUUCAAUACAUUUUCUCUUGUAUUGACAAGGAGAAUUUAUUUAAUAAUCAAGAGCUGCUUUAUUUGCUAUCAUUACUUGGAGUGAAAAUUAAGACAAGCAUUUGCCAACAUUCAUCUUUACUUCUCUAGAUAAUUGUAGCAGUGGAAAAGAAAGAGCUACCUCAACUUGAAAAGUUAUAUCAAAGAGGCCUAGAGAAUGGAGUAAAAGAUCUGAAAAUAUUAGACUCAAAACAAAUCAAAGAAGUUGAGCCGUAUUGUGAGGUGAGUAUUCCCUCACCUGAGUUUUUAAAAUUAAAAUUUCAUAGCACCAGGGCAUUUUUUUCUCUUUAUGCUAAUAACAUCAGAACACUUUUUAGUGUAGAAAUGUUGUUUAUCUGAUCAUGAGUUCUUCUAGAUUUUUUUCCUUUUUAUCUUGUCUGCUUUUGUAACAGAAUAUCUGAUAGUACAAGAGAAAAUUAUGUGUUGUACGUUGGUGAAUUUUUUUAAGGGUGUAUCUGCUAUCUUAUCACCAAAUACUGGGAUAGUUGACUGGGCAGAGGUGGCACGAAGUUAUGGAGAAGACUUCAAGAAGGCGGGUGGUGAAAUAUAUACUGGUUAUGAGGUCAGAAGAUAUUCUUGUCUGUAUUUGUUAUUUAUUGCAUCAUGCUUUUGACCCUCAUGAGUGACUUGCAUCUAAUUUCUCCUACAAUAUCACCCUUGAAUCACUCAUUCAAGGUAAUGAGAAUGAAGGAAAUGAUCCCCAAUUUUAAAGGCUCUUGAUUGUUAAACAAAUUCUCCUUGUCAGUAGCAUAGGAAAUGUAUAGAGAAUAGUAUAGAGAAUAUGCAGACUGAUGUUGGGGUGUGAGGGGUAAAGCCUGUCUACAGUGGUGCUAAUUUCAAGGUUUUCAUUGUUUUUUCUCCUGGAUAUGGGACCCAUAGGAAUGAGCAAAUUUUGUGUCAGUAGCAUGGCCUUAGAAGUCUAGGGAACGCAUGCAUCUUCUCAAAGAUGGCAGCCUGAUAAUUAAAUAAUUAUGGCAGACCAAUUGGGGAGUUGUUAAGUGGGAAUGACAGCUCAAUCUUGUUUCAUCGAAUCACAGGAUGGUUGGCUUUUCAUGCAAUCACUUUAUGCACAGUAUAACCAUGAAUUCAUCAUAGUGCCACUUUGAUUUCAGGUGAUUGGUUCAGAAAGGUAUAAGAAAAAUUACAUAAAUUUUGUAAUUUUUGGUGAUAAAUGCUCUACACCCUCUCAUUAGAAUCUGUGUUCUUCAUACUGUUCUCUUUACAUUUCCUAAGACGCUGACAAGGAGAAUUCAUUCAACAAUCAGGAGCUUCUUUAGUUUUGAUCUUAUCCUUAAUUCUUGUGGCCUUAAUGUUUGAUGCAGGGGUAAAUUAAAUGUUAGUCACCCUUGGGGGUUUAAGGGUCAACCUUCUCUUUUUAGGUUACAGAUUUCACAUGUAGUCCUGAAAGCAGUCGUUCCCAAGGAAAAGAAGCAGGUUUGACAGAAUAUUUAAAAUUGGUAUAUGUCUGUACAAAUUUGUCAUGCUGGUGCAGUAUGCUGAAUUUUUGCAAAUUUUUUUCAGCAGGUCACACUCAUCCUGUUACAGUAUGUGGAAAGAAUGUUGUAAGAUAUUGCCUUUUUCCUCUUCUCUUUGUCACGUGUUCACAUUACAAACAUUUUUAUAUUCACAAAACUAUUGACCUUUGCAUAUUGACCUUCUAGGCUUGAAACACACCAAACAGAGAGAUGAAACCAGAUAUUCUUCAACUGAGUGGUGUAUGCAUUGUGCAUACCACAAAGUAAUUUCCUUUUUUCCUUUUCAGUCUCCCCUUAGUUGUCGCUAUGUGGUGACAUGUGGAGGCCUGUACUCAGAUCGCCUGGCAGAGAAGUCUGGUUGUGAAAGUGAUCCAAGAAUUGUUCCAUUCCGAGGGGAAUACCUCAAGUUAAAAGACGAGAAGAGUCAUUUGGUUAAGGGAAACAUCUAUCCAGUGAGUUUCUGUGGCAAAGGGCCCUAAAUAAAUCAAAAAUGAAAAAUUUUCAAGAAUUUUUAAUUCUUUUGUUGUAUAGCUAGGAAGUAGCCCUUGCCUGACAUUUUUUCAAUGAAUGAACUGUUCUGGCCAGUCAGUUCUGACUUAUGGAAGCAUUUUUUUUGUCCUAAAGUUUCCAAUGGUUGAGAUAUUGAAAGAUUUGAAUUAAGGGUAGUAAGGAAAAGAAGUGUUAACCCUUUAACUCCAGUGAGUGACCAAGACAGAAUUUCUCCUUACUAUAUCUGUACAAUACCAUGUAGACAAGUGAUGAGAAUCAAGGAAAAUAUCAAUUAUGGGACUACUAAUUGAUCUGGUACCAAAUUCUCCAAACAAACAUAAUGAUAAUUGUUUGGCAGACAGUAAGGAAAAUUACUAGUGAGAUCUUGGGAGUUAAAGGGUUCAUCCCUUUCAUUCCAACAUGAGUAUCCAUAUUCUCUAUACUCUUUUCUGUACAUUUCCUUUGUCACUGACAAUGAGAAUUUGUGUAACAAUCAAAGCUUUGUAGCUUGGUGAUCAUUUCUUUAUUCUCAUGAUCUUAAUGAAUGAUUCAGCAGUAUUACUGCAGGGAGAAAUAAGAUGCUGGUCACUCUUAUUUUUAAGGGCUAAGUGUGAUUUAUGUGUUCUGCUUUGGUUUUAGUUAACCCUGUAAACCUUAAGAGUGUCUAGCAUCUAAUUUCUCUAUACAAUAUCACUCCUGAAUCACACAUUAAGGUCAUGAAAAUAAAGGAAAUGAUCACCAAUGAAACUUUUUGAUUGGUAAACAAAUUCUCCUUGUCAGCACCUUAGGAAAUGUAUUAAGAACAUUAUGGAGAUUAUACCUACUGAUGGUUAGUAUUUUCCCUCUAGUAUGAUGCUAUAGUAGCAGAUGGUUUCCCAGUAAGCAGAAACACCAGUUCUCCUCAAGGGCUAGUUUGGACCAGUUUACACCUGUCAAGAAGACCCUACUUAUUCAUUUGUUAACUUGAUGUUUUUGUAGGUACCAGACCCCAACUUUCCUUUCCUUGGGGUCCACUUUACUCCGCGCGUUGACGGCAGUGUGUGGCUUGGGCCUAACGCAGUUUUAGCAUUUGCCAGGGAAGGUUACAAACUUACAGAUGUCAAUGUGAAAGACUUAGUGGAUGCCCUGGGCUACCGGUGUGUUGCUUCCCUUCUUUUCCUGAAAAUGUUGCAUCAUUUUUUUCGAUCGACAUCACGGAAUACACGAUCUUUACUUUUUUAUAAAGGACCUUAAAACAUAGUAAAUUUGUUUGAUGAAAUUCAGUUGAUCGCUCUCCACUGGUCCUCAAGCAACUCUCACGCAUCUUUUGUUCCCAAACUUUUGAUUGACUCUUUACACCCUAAUGUCAGUAGGCAAAUUAUCCAUAUUGUUCCCUGUACAUUUUUGAUCGUACCAACAAGGAGAAUUUGUUUAACCCUUUAAGUCCCACUAGUGACGUAGACAGAAUUUCUCCUUACACUAUCAGUACAAUACCAAGGAGACAAGUAAUGAGAAUAAAGAAAAAUAUCAAUUAGUGGAUUAUUGGCUGGUCCGAUUCCAAAUUCUCCACACUAACAUCAUAUGGAUUGUAUGACAGACAGUAAGGAGAAUUACUAAAGAGAUCUUGGGAGUUAAAGGGUUAAGGAAAGGGCUGCUUUGUUUGGUGAUCAUUUCCUUUAAUGUCAGUAACAUUGUAAGGAGAAAUAAGACGCCACUUACUCUCAGGGGUCAAACGGUUAAUGCACCCUGAUGAAUGAACCAACUUUCAAUUAACCAUUUUUUUUGUUUUCCAGGGGUCUAAGGAAACUUAUGUUUAAAUACUUUAUGUUUGGUGUUGGAGAGUAUUAUCGCGGGAUUAUCAUAUCUGCCCAAGUUAAACAGCUUCAGCGAUACGUUCCCAGUCUGAAAUUGGAAGAUGUAGAGAGGUGAGAGACACUGAAUACAAGAUAAUACAAAUUAAAUCAAUCCCCACUGUCGUUAAUGACAUGCAAUCGUUGCGUGACAUUACUUGGAAGAUGUGAAAUCUAUAUGCCACGCGAGGCUAUUUCUAGCGUGUGUCUCUCGCGCGCCUCCUCCUCCGCAACUCUUCUCCCCUGCGCGUUUCUCUCACGGGUUUUCUCUUUCUCACACCCGACACACCUCAAGCACCCGGUGUCUCAGAUCAAAGCAAGCCUAAACCCAUGUAUUUUCUCAACUAAUCGCAGAGGACCAGCAGGAGUUCGUGCCCAGGCGAUGGACCGUGAGGGAAAUUUGGUAGACGAUUUCGUGUUUGACGGAGGAGCAGGGGACAUAGGAAGCCGUGUCCUGCAUGUUAGAAAUGCGCCUUCUCCUGGGGCCACGUCUUCUUUGGCUAUUGCAAAAAUGGUCGCCGAGAAGGUCCAAGAUCGUUUCAAUCUGUAGGAACCUGUUGGGAUCCAAGCCAGUGAAACAAUAAUUCUAUGAUUGCGUUAAAUAAUACAGUUUAGCUCGAAGAUCCUGCAAAAUAUAAGGGCAAAUAACGAGGGGGGGGGGUGUUUCUUAUGAAUAUCACACAGCCGGAUUGGGGGAUUAGG